GAGGCAGUGUGACGAGGAAUUUUAUCUCUGCUGUGCUUGCAACCUGUGCAAAAAAGUAUCACUUUUGGCUUUCGAAACAACACGUGAGAUGCACCGAUAAUGGGAGCUGGUGCGGGCGAACGCCUGCUGGGCCCGCGAGGUGUGACAUUGGCGUUUUCCACUUGCCUGCCACAGCUGGGUGCUAGCCAUUAUCUCAUUGGACUUGGAAAUCUGUACUCCCUGUGCUUCACCAGCUAACAACAUUCCGGCCUGCGACAACUACAGUCAUGGCAGACGAGCAAGAUAUUAUGUGUAAACUAGAAAAUAUAAAAGAAAUAAGAAAUAAGACUGUACAGAUGGAGAAACUCAGGUCUCGAUUGAAGAUUGAAUUUGAGGCGUUGGAAUCCGAGGAGAAACAUCUAAAGGAGUAUAAGCAAGAGAUGGAGCUUUUGCUGCAGGAGAAGAUGGCCCAUGUUGAGGAACUCAGGCUCAUCCAUGCAGAUAUUAACGUGAUGGAGAACACAAUAAAGCAAUCUGAAAAUGACCUGAACAAGGUGCUGGAAUCGACUCGCCGACUCCAUGAUGAAUAUAAGCCUCUGAAAGAACAUGUUGACGCUCUGAGGAAGACGCUCGGUUUACACAGACUUCCAGACCUCACUGAAGAAGAGGACAAGUUGUCCCUGGACUACUUUGAAAAACAAAAGGCAGAGUGGCAGACUGAGCCUCAGGAUCCACCUAUCCCAGAAUCCUUGGCAGCAGCUGCUGCAGCAGCACAACAGCUUCAGGUCUCCAGGAAACAAGAUUCCAGACAGCAGGCCACAUUUAGACAGCAGCCGCCACCCAUGAAGGCGUGUCUCUCCUGUCAUCAGCAAAUUCACCGCAACGCCCCAAUCUGCCCUCUAUGUAAAGCAAAGAGUCGCUCACGAAACCCCAAGAAGCCUAAGAGGAAACCCGACGAGUGAGAGUUUACAUUGUGUCUCGUCUUUGCUCUCCAUGUAGGUUGCCGUCAGCAACACACCAAACAAACUUUUAACUAUGAUGAUGUACCAAUAGAAAAUGAUGUAAACAUACAGUACACAAUGGAAUUGGCAUGUUUUGUUUUUCAGAGAUUGAAAGGAUGAGGAAAGCUUUGUUUUAUCAUUAUGCGUUGAAAUUUCAGGAGAUGGACCCAGAUUUUUUUUUUUUUUUACAUUAUUUGACCAUGUAUAAACACUAAUUCUGAAUGAAAAUGUUACCUUUGUAAAUCUAUAGUUAAAUACUGCAGACAUUUACUGGGAUCAAGUUACUUGAAAUUUACAAAGAACACUUGUAUUUGGUUUGUGCUCAGAAAGGGAGUAUUCCACAUAUUAAUAUUGUUGUAACAUGUUUUGAUAGGUUUGGUAGCUUCCGAGAUAAUACAGUAGCAUUUAAAGCUUUUUGAGAAUGCCCUGAGUAACAUUUUACUUAGUGUUAGUGUUCAUUAUAUGGGAGGGAUACUCAGCCUUAACUCCUUUUCUAAUUAUGCUUAGUAUUGUUCAGUCUAAAGCUCACACGAGCCACAGACAGCUUUACUCUUGUGUAUAACACUAUGAACUUACAUUUUGAAACAUAAAAGUGCUAUUAUAAUUUUGUUUACAAGCUCUCUGGCCAAGAAAAUGUUAUAAAAGACAAAUGCAGAACAAAUGCCAAGGCCAGUUGCAAUCCCAAGAGUGGCAUGACUUUAUUCUUGGGUUAUGUAUUGUGUUCAUAUUACUUCUUCAGUCACAAAUCGUUCAUGCUUUUGUUUCUGCACUUCUGAUGUCAUUAUUUUUCUCUUUUGUUGGCUUUUAAUGUGCACCAUAAUCUGUCUUAAAUUACCGAAUGGUCAGUAUUGAUAAUAUGCAUACCUCAACACUUGUGAAGAGUUACUUUUUCCUCAGCAUAGAAUUGUGGUUGAGUGCUCUCAAAUAAAUGAAACAAUUGCCUAUUUACUGUGGAAAA
Molecule: messenger RNA, 1938 nt
Organism: Sardina pilchardus (European sardine)
Lineage: Eukaryota; Metazoa; Chordata; Actinopteri; Clupeiformes; Clupeidae
Gene: zc4h2
Product: zinc finger, C4H2 domain containing
Exons: 5
Coding region: 267-941 (224 amino acids)
Biological process (GO): positive regulation of neuron differentiation
Cellular component (GO): nucleus
Source: RefSeq, a predicted model, not a curated record